Molecule: messenger RNA, 1074 nt
Organism: Poecilia latipinna (sailfin molly)
Lineage: Eukaryota; Metazoa; Chordata; Actinopteri; Cyprinodontiformes; Poeciliidae
Gene: rnf141
Product: ring finger protein 141
Exons: 6
Coding region: 331-1011 (226 amino acids)
Biological process (GO): protein autoubiquitination
Molecular function (GO): ubiquitin-protein transferase activity
Source: RefSeq, a predicted model, not a curated record
AAACAAAUGAGACCACAACUGCCUGAAACGUCUUUCGACAAUUUACUUACAAUUCAACGGGUUAAACCACAUGAACAAGGAGGUAAAUUAUGAACAAAUAUUGAAAACCUUCGAACAGAAAUUACCCAAUUCACCUGCGGCGAACAACGAAGUGACGGUGAUUGCGUCAUCAAGCCGCGCCGCUGUGUGUUGUUGUGUUUGUCAAAGCAAGUUCUCAGCGAAGGGAGCAACGGAAGACUCAACUUUUUGGAUUAAAAGAGUGCAGGUGCUGCAGAACUGAAUGAAGUGCUGCCCCCUGCUGGACAGUAAAGUGCUGCUGCUGCUUCCAGGAUGGGACAGCAAAUCUCAGGUCAGAUAAACCAUCUGCCUGAGAAGCUGGUGAAACAUGCUGGACUGGUCCGAGAGAGCGGCUACCUGACCUAUGAGGAGUUCCUGGGCAGAGUGGCUGAGCUUAAUGACGUGACGGCCAAGCUGGCUGCCGGCCAGCAGAAGCACCUUCUGUUUGAAGUCCAGCCCGGUUCUGAUGCUUCGGCCUUAUGGAAGGUGGCCGUUCGGAUCGUCUGCACCAAGAUAAACAAGGAGAGCGGAGUGGUGGAGGCGUCUCGCAUCAUGAACCUGUAUCAGUUCAUCCAGCUGUACCGGGACAUCACCAGCCAGGCGGCUGAGGUUCUGUCAGCAGAGGGCGCCGUCAGGGGCUCGUCCGCCCAGCUGCCCUCCACCGACUCCUGCCAGGCCAGCAUGUGGAUGGGGAGGGUGAAGCAGCUGACCGACCAGGAGGAGUGCUGCAUCUGCAUGGACGGAAAGGCCGACCUCAUCCUGCCCUGCGCUCACAGCUUCUGUCAGAAAUGCAUCGACAAAUGGAGCGGCCGCAGCCGGAACUGUCCCAUCUGCCGGCUGCAGGUGACGGCUGCCAACGACUCCUGGGUGAUGUCCGACUUCCCCUCGGAGGACGAAGUGGUCAGCUACAUCCUGAACCUGGCCGAUGAGGCGGGCCACCCACACCAGCCUUAACACACUGCGCAGAGUAAGGGAGGCCUAGCCCUUCACCUAAUUAAACACACAGUGACACUUUGA